AUGGGAACGCCCAAAGUAGUAAAGAGCCAAGCUAUAGCAGACUUGCUGGCGCAAUUCCCAGGAGAAGAAGAAUUCUCGUUGGAUAAUGAAGUCCCAGGAGAUGUGGCUAUGGCAAAAGAAGUCAGAGAGCAAUGGGUGAUGAAGUUUGAUGGAUCUUUUACUACCCAAUCAGGAGGAGUGGGAGUAGUUUUGUAUCAUGAAGAAGACAAGGCUGUGGCACUAUCAUUCAAAUUAGAAUUUUCCUAUUCAAACAACAUGGCAGAAUAUGAAGCCUAUCUGACCGGGCUAGCCACAGCCCUCGAAAUGGGGGUCAAGCAUUUAAGAGUAAUGGGUGAUUCGAACCUAGUGGUCUGCAAAACCAAAGGGAGCUUCUCCUUAAAAGAACCCAGCCUAGCCCAUACAGAGCAAUGGCCCAGAAGAUCAAGGAAAAGUUUUUCAACCUUUGAAAUAGAACAUACUCCAAGGAACGAAAACCGGUUUGCGGAUGCGUUGGCCGUAUUAGGCUUACAAAUAAUUUUCGAAGGGGAUAGCACUAGGAUAGAAGUCAACAAGAGGAAAGAGUCUAUUAUUAAGAUGUUGAAAGAAUGGUUUCAGAAGGAACAGUGUGAAGGGGAUUGGCGAAUCCCCAUAAGGGAAGGCUUGAUGAAAGGAGAAGGUGCCGCAGAACUAAAGGUGUUGAAAAACUAUGCCUUGGUGAGAGGGGAACUGUACCGCAGGAUGCCUGGUGGGGUCUUGUCCAGAUGCGUGGCGCAGGAAGAGGCCUAG
Molecule: messenger RNA, 765 nt
Organism: Quercus lobata
Lineage: Eukaryota; Viridiplantae; Streptophyta; Magnoliopsida; Fagales; Fagaceae
Exons: 1
Coding region: 1-765 (254 amino acids)
Molecular function (GO): nucleic acid binding; RNA-DNA hybrid ribonuclease activity
Source: RefSeq, a predicted model, not a curated record